Messenger RNA from Ostreococcus lucimarinus CCE9901, 585 nucleotides. RefSeq lists its product with no specific name. The record is from RefSeq and is a predicted model, not a curated record. The transcript has a single exon. The annotation marks the transcript as partial. NCBI's taxonomy places the organism in Eukaryota, Viridiplantae, Chlorophyta, Mamiellophyceae, Mamiellales, Bathycoccaceae.
GAAGAGCGCGCGCUGUUGAAGUUCGUGCGGGCGAGGAAGAGCGCGGAGAAGUCGUACGAGAUGCUGAGGAACACGCUGGCGUGGCGGGCGAGGGAACGCGUGGACGCGUGCCUGUCGGAACCGAUCGACGACGAUAAAUUGAAACACGUGGAGAGGAUACCGGCGUAUUACGCCGGGUUCGGGAAGACUGGACAUCCGAUCUACGUCGAGCACACGGCGGUGAUUCCGUGGCCGACGAUAUUGGAGCACAUGACGGCGGAUGAGUUUUUGAAGAGUCAGGUGCAGACGCUCGAGUGGCAGGCGAGCGUGGUGUAUCCGGAGGCGUCGCGACGGGCGGGGGAGCCGAUCACGCAGGUGAUUAACGUUUGGGAUUUGAAAGGGCUCACCAUGAGUGGGUUCACGAGCGAGAUCAGGGCGUUCGUGAAGAAGGCGAGCGCGGUGGCGCAGGACAAUUAUCCCGAAGGAUUGUACGCCGCGUACAUCGUCAACGCCCCGAAGAUUUUCUCCUUCGUUUGGGCGGUGGUUAAGCAGUUUUUAGACGCUAAAACGGUGGCUAAGGUGCACAUUUACGGCAGUGGGUCGAAA